AUGGAAGGGUCGCAAUGUGGUAAUGGGUUUGUUAUUAGGUCUGUUCUCUUCCACCCGACCGAUUUUCUCUUGAUUAGCUCAUUCUUGACCUUUCUACGCCCGCUCCAAAGAUUAACCUCUUCUAUUCGUAUUUUUCUUUCUAUUUCCUCGACCCGCCUCUUCUCUCGUUAUCGACACCGUUUGGGUCGAGCCAGUUGUCAUUUCUGCUCUGCUUAUUUCUUUGCGUUCACCACCCGCGACCAAUUUCCCCGUUACCACCACAGACUUAGCCGCCCCCAACUAAGUCCAAUUCCCUUCGGCUUCUCGCUGUCUCUCUCUAUCUCGACCUUCGUCCGCCCAUCUGCACAUUACCAAGUCACCUCAUUCAUUCACCUCAUCACCAACAUAACCCAUUCUCGCACAAUCUAUCUAUCUAUCUAUCUAUCUAUCUAUCUAUCUAUGUUUUCAGCCUCUCUCUUUCUUUCUCUCUCUCUCUUUCUAUCUAUCUAUCUAUCUAUCUAUCUAUCUAUCUAUGUUUUCAAUCUAUCUAUGUUGGUCUGUACAUAUCUAUCUAUCUAUCUAUCUAUCUAUCUAUCUAUGUUUUCAGUCUCUCUCUCUCUAUCUAUCUCGGCCUGUAUAUAUCUAUUUAGGUCUGUACAUAUUCUUUCUAUCUAUCUAUCUAUCUAUCUAUCUAUCUAUCUAUCUAUCUAUCUAUCUCACUCUGUUCAUAUCUAUCUAUCUAUCUAUCUAUCUAUCUCAGCCUGUUUACAUCUAUCUAUCUAUCUAUCUAUCUAUCUAUCUAUCUAUCUCAAUCUCUUCACAUCUAUCCGUCUCAGCCUGUUUACAUCUAUCUAUCUAUCUAUCUUUCUACUUACGGAAGUCAGAAGGACAAUGAAUAGCACUUCGUCAUCCUUUCCCUUCUCUGUGUCUCUCUUGAAAACCAGACCCUCAUCCCUUGUAACCAGACAUUCAAUCAUUGUCUCUGGGUGUAUUCAAUUGUAUACCACACUGCAGCAGCCCCGGAGUAACGUUUAUCUCUUUCUCUUUCUCUUUUCUUUCUUCCUCUUUCUUUCUUUCUUUCUUUCUUUCUUUCUUUCUUUCUUUUUUUCUUUCUUUCUUUCUUUGUUCGUCUACACUCAAUUUUGGUGA
Messenger RNA from Acanthosepion pharaonis, 1128 nucleotides. The record is from the annotation of a GenBank genome assembly. Lineage: Eukaryota; Metazoa; Mollusca; Cephalopoda; Sepiida; Sepiidae.